UAAUACAAUCGUCUGUGGUUUGAGAAAAAGAUAGAACAUAUGCUACUUUGCUGAAAGUGGGGUACCUUCUAGCUAGGGUUUCCAGAAUAUUUGCCUGUUCUUUCUACCACUACCUACAGAUAGCUUUUCUUCUCUUCGAUUUUAACCUGAAAUUUGCUUUAGAAAAAAGAGUACAAACUAAAGGGAAGGCGUUUCUUUCUAAUCUGAGAUGGUGAGGGGAAAGAUUCAAAUGAAGAAAAUUGAGAAUGCUACAAGUCGUCAAGUGACAUUUUCAAAGCGUCGAAAUGGUCUUCUAAAGAAAGCUUACGAGCUAUCAGUUCUUUGUGAUGCUCAAGUAGCUGUGAUAAUCUUCUCACAGAGAGGACGGCUCUUUGAGUUCUCAAGUUCCGACAUGACAAAGAUUUUGGAACGACACCGGAAAUAUAGCAAAGAUGUUCACACCAAUAAGUUAAGAGACGAAUAUAUCCAGCAACUGAAGUUUGAUUCCGCAAGCAUGGCAGAGAAGAUUGAGCAUCUUGAACUUUCUAGAAGGAAGCUGCUGGGACACAACUUGAGUCCUUGUUCUUAUGGUGAACUCCAAGGAAUUGAGGACCAGCUGCUGAGAAGUUUGCAUAGUGUCAGACUGAGAAAGGCUGAACUAUAUAUGGAGCAGAUUGAGCACCUGCAAUCCCUGGAGAGUAACUUGGUCAAAGAGAAUGCCGAAUUGAAUGCAAUGUGGGCGGAAAAGACAUCCCAGCAGCAAUGUGGUAGACACAAACAAGCAGAAGCUGAAGCAGCACCACGCUGUUCAAAUAGCCAGAGUUUAGAUGUGGAGACAGACUUAUUUAUUGGACUGCCAAAGCAGCGUUGA
Molecule: messenger RNA, 850 nt
Organism: Abrus precatorius (Indian licorice)
Lineage: Eukaryota; Viridiplantae; Streptophyta; Magnoliopsida; Fabales; Fabaceae
Product: MADS-box protein AGL42-like
Exons: 9
Coding region: 209-850 (213 amino acids)
Biological process (GO): positive regulation of transcription by RNA polymerase II
Cellular component (GO): nucleus
Molecular function (GO): RNA polymerase II cis-regulatory region sequence-specific DNA binding; protein dimerization activity; DNA-binding transcription factor activity, RNA polymerase II-specific
Source: RefSeq, a predicted model, not a curated record